AUGGACAAUCCUAUCCGAACGAGUCGUUGGAUAGUGGAACCAAAGGCUCUGGUGCUUAUGAACAUUCCGGAUCAGAGAAGCUAUAUCGUAGAUGCAAAAAGAAACCGUAUCAGUGAUCACAUGGCUUACAAACUAAAUGAUGAUCAGAACACCACAAUUGCUGAAAAUAUUUGUGAAUACGAUUACCCCAAGCAUUUUUUUGUCGAAUAUUGGUAUACGUUUGGGCAAAAGGCCUAUGUAUGUCCUGUAAAGGACAAAAUUCCCCAAGUUUUGUCAUUGGGACGUAAAUAUUCUGCAAUGAUGUGGAAGUCUUCACAGUUCAUUGGUGUAGCAAUAGUCGAUAAAAAAGAAGAUCAAAAGCUUACAAAAAGGCUUGUAGUGGUAAGGUUUCACCCACCUGGUAAUCAAGUUGGCGAAUUUAGCAAAAAUGUCCCAUUAGGCGAUAAUAAAACUAAUGGGGCUUCAAAAUCUGGUUGGCAACGUAUUAUUGAGCUAAGCCUGAUCUGUUCCUGGAUUAUCGUAAUUAUCAAUGUGCCUUUAUUUGUCUGAGCCAACAUCCAACGGAUUGGAUUACUUCCCAACAUAUGAAGUGUGUAGGGCUGCCCAUA
This is a messenger RNA of Drosophila bipectinata, 608 nucleotides long. NCBI's taxonomy places the organism in Eukaryota, Metazoa, Arthropoda, Insecta, Diptera, Drosophilidae. The record is from RefSeq and is a predicted model, not a curated record.